AUGUCGUCGUUGAGUAAUGCUAUGGACGAUUGGAAUCACUUUUUUGAGAAUCCGGCAAUUUUUUUGAGAUCAAUUUUGCCAGAGACUGACAUGAAUUUGGAUGGACUCAAGUUUCUCCCUGUGACUUUGCUUUCCUGUUUGUUGAGUCACUGGUUUCGCAUUCAAUUUUGCGAUGCAAGUCGGACAGCACGUGCUGCGGUCACCACGCCAAUUGGGUUUAUAUUCCUUUAUUUUUGCUAUGGGAAUGAAAUUGCUCAUUUUUUUAUCAAUGGAUUCGGAAGUUACCUUCUCAUGAUAUCAGUUCUACCAAAACACGUUCAUAAGCGAAGCAGUCUUCUCAUUUGCAAUGGCAUAUCUCUUUUUGGUCCAUUUUUACCGUUGGAUAUACCAAGAAACGUACAAUCUUGGUUUCACUGGAAGCAUGAUGGUUGCUGUUGGAAAAAUCACCCUGCUGUCGUCGGCGAUCACAGAUGGAAUGAGAAGUGAUUUGAAGGCGUUAAAUUCUGGUCAAAAACGAGAUGCGGUCAACGAGAUUCCGAGUCUGCUGGAUUUCGCGUCGUAUAUGUUCGCUUUCCAGAGCGUAAUCAUCGGACCAACAAAUCACUACUCCAACUGGUCAGCUUACCUGGAUCUGAAACUUGUUCCGAAAUUUGAGAGAACCGGAAGGCCAUUCGACUCAACUUCGACUGUGUUCGAGAAAUUUAAAGUUGCAAUUGCAUUAUCUUCGUUCUGCUCAGCUCUGUAUAGCCUCCUUCCAAUUCCUCUGACGAAGUAUCCAACAAUCAGCGAGUAUAAUCUGCUCGUUUGGUGGUUGAAGACUGUAGCUGCGUCGACGAUUGGGCGGCUUCCUUACUACUUAUUCUGGACUUUUUCUGACUCUUUUUGGAUUAUCCACAACUUUGAUGAUCUGGCCGUUGAACCAUGAAAGGCAGGAUGGUUGCAGUCUACCAACUGUAACGUUUGGACUGAUGCCUGGCUUCGACGAAUCGUCUACGAGAGAGUUGAAGAUCCAUACCGUGUCAUUGCAGUUUAUGUAACAGGCGUUGCAUGGCACGGUCUCGCUGUUGAAUACUACUUAUCUUUCUUGACAAGUGCUAUAUUCACUUUGUUGGCUAAGAGCCUCCAACCCCGCGUGCACAGUGCAACCAAGCCACUGACGUAUCCAAGCCUAUCUUGCGUUCUCAAAUACCUAGAUGCAAAUAAGAGACUUGAACUCUCUGCACUCUGAUGCCCAUCGCUAAAGAAAGUCGAAAAGGUUCAGCCCAUGAUUAUUGAGAGCCUAAAGAUAGAACGGUCAUCAAUUUGUAUUAACGACGUUGAUUAUGAUCUCGGAUCUGAGAGCAAAUUUGUUGCCCCCAGAACCCUCUCCAUCCACCAGCUUGAAGGACGCAGAUCACCAGCAAAAGUUGAUUAUUUGGAACUGCCCGAUACUGAAAUUUUCGAAAUUCCAUUCAAGAUCAAGGCUCGAAAUAUUGUGGGUUGGCCAACUGCGGACUCUACAGACAUAGAUCGUUUGAUUGACACGCAGAGCUUACCUUUGAAUUACAUCUAUCUGGACGAGUUUUCAAUUAAUGCACCCGAUCAAAUCCAACAUCAUGAAACGUUGAAGACAGCAAAAACGUUGAUGCUCGGCAGGGUUUCUCAGGAGUUGUUUUGCCUUUGUGCAAAUCUUCCCAACGAACGAAUCGAGGCCUAUAUUAUGGAAGAAGCUGUUGAACUUUUAGACUUUUUGAAACUUUUGGAUCUGUGGAUUGAAAGAAACCAAACCGGUAUAACGGUCUAUCGUUUCAUAGUUUCUGAUGGUAUUCUGGUGGAGAAGUUAUUUGAAACAUUCAGUCUUCUCGCAGAAGGAAGACGUGUCGAAUUGCACGAUGACGAUGAUGUUGAUGAAGAAUAUGACGAUAAAUACACUGAUGAUAAGCGCACCACCAAGUUACUAGAGCAGAUUUGGUUUCUAAUUUCUGAUAAUAUUCUGGUGGAGAAGUUAUUCGAAACAUUCACUCUACUAACAAAAGGAAGACGUGUCGAAUCAGUCGGUGCUGUUAAUGAUGAUGAUGACGAAGAGCGUGUCCCUGAAUUCCCGGAGGAGAUUCGGUUCCGAGUGAAUCAAAACUUGAAAUUUUCGGUCGAUGUGACAAAAAACGAAUAUCAUACCAGCGUGUGGAUAAAUAUGGAAAAAUCCAUUUAA
Molecule: messenger RNA, 2188 nt
Organism: Caenorhabditis elegans
Lineage: Eukaryota; Metazoa; Nematoda; Chromadorea; Rhabditida; Rhabditidae
Source: the annotation of a RefSeq genome assembly